AAAGACCAACAUCUUUUCUGGGGCCAUCUGGGAGACUGGGUUUCUUCUGCAACUCGAGUCCUGUCAUGACCACGUUCCUGCUUUGGAGGCUGACUACUGGGGGCACAACAGGCCUCAGAGCGUUCUUCAGGGGCCUCGCCUUUCCCACUCCUGGAAGGAAGGCGCACAUUGCUUGAAGGAGCGCAUUUUGCUUGAUUUGAUGUUAAUACAGCUGUCUUUUCUGUGGUUGUCGUUGACAGAGAAAACCCCGAGCCGGGGAUGCUGAGUCAGAUGAUCCUGAUGCACCCUGUCCCUCCUCACUCACCUGCUCUUCUGCCUCUGCAGGUUCCUCCACUGCUCGCUGAUGUGACAGCAUUCCCUCUGCCCCCUCACACUCCGUUAUCUGCAUCCUUAACCGCUGUCUUGCCACAGUGUAAGGACUGGAGUAUGUUAUCCAACGCGGAGGCCACGUACAUAAACAAAGCCAUAGCAGAUCGGAACUUGCCAGAGCUGGUAUCUGCCAUCAGGGAGACUGCGAAGAUGGCAUCCAGGACACCAGUCAACGUUGCUGUGACAGGGAACUCUGGCAAUGGCAUGUCCAGCUUCAUCAAUGCCCUUCGGAACAUAGGACAUGAGGAGGAGGCCUCAGCUCCUGUCGGGGUGCUAAAAACUACCCAAACACGUGCCUGCUAUCUAUCUCCCCACUUCCCCAACGUGGAGCUGUGGGACCUGCCUGGCACAGAGUGCGCCGCCCAAAGCCUGGAGAACUAUGCGAUGGAAAUGCAGUUCAGCCGAUAUGACUUCUUCAUCAUCAUCGCGUCUGAACAGUUCAGCAUGAAUCACGUGAUGCUUGCCCAAACCAUGGAGAACAUGAGAAAAAAGUUCUACGUUGUCUGGACCAAGCUGGACAUCGAUCUCAACACAAGUGCCCUCCCCGAAGGGCAGCUGCGGCAGAUUAUCAGGGAAAAUAUUCUGGAAAAUCUCCAGAAGCAGCAGGUGUGUGAACCCCCUAUAUUCCUCGUCUCCAGCUUUGAUCCUUUAUCAUAUGACUUCCCAAAGCUUAGAGACUCAUUGCAAAUGGAUCUCAUGAGAAUUAGAUGCGAUGAGCUCCUUCAAAACCUGUCCCAUACGUGUGAGAGAGCCGUUAAUGACAAAGUGUCCUUCCUGCAGAAGAAAAUAUCCACAGAGUCUCUCCAGGAUGCCUGUGGCAUCUCAGAUGCAGAUGACUUGGCUGCAUGUCUGAAAGCCUACCAAUUGCUGUUUGGUGUGGACGAUGAAUCUCUCUGGCAGGUGGCACAGAGAGUGGGGAGGACAUUCGCAGACUACACGAACAUCAUGAAGUCCCAUGAUGUGGAAGGUCUCAGCACGAGGAAUUGGAAACUGACUUGUAUGACUUGUACAGUCUUCAGGGCAUUCCUUGGUUUACUUAGAUGUAUCCCAUGGUUAGGUAAUCUCAUCAUCGGCUACUUUAGAGGAAAGAAACAAAGGUGUUUACUUGAGAUAGUUGCCGAGGACACCAAGGCGAUCAUAAGAAAAGUCCUGGAAGACUCCAUCAUCCCACAGUGAAAGCCAACUUGGGAAAAGCCCAGCAGGCUCUUCUGUCAGGUGGCACGAAGGACCUCCGGGAGUUCUCUUCUCAAUAGGAUACCCCUUUCUCCACUCCCAAUCAGAGAUUUCAGUUAAUAUCUUCCUCUAUUUCUUAGUGUUAUAAAUUCCUUGAAAUCAAUUACGAAAAUCGCUUAUCGUAGUAGCACAAAUCAAUGUACCAUUCAUCUGAGCAACAGUCCUGUUGUUGCUGUUGAAGUCAUUUAAUCAACUUCCCAGAAAUGCCAUAUGGAAAUCGUGCUUUCAGUUGCAAAGCUGCAUGCCUGUCCAGAUCAGUAUCUUACCCACCUGCUUCAUUAAAAUUCUUCACUGAAUCUUUCAUUCUCCCUUUUGCACUUAUUUUUCCCCUUCAUUCCACUGGAGUGAACAAGACACACUCGGUGCAGGGGUAUGUCACAGUUUUAGGGGAGCAGACAAAGAGUGUGGUUGAAACUGUACUUUGAAACUUGUUGGGUGUUGGGCCAAGUUUCCCAGGGCAACCUGCCUGCUUCAAAGGUCCUUUCCCCUCACGGCACUCUCUACCAGGUCCCUACAAAUGAUCAGUAAUUUGAAAGCCGAUAUAGGCUUCUAUCAUCCAGGUCUCGGCAGGAAGGUUAUGGCACCCUCAAACCGGGUCAUUUGGGAAGACUUUAAUAAUGAGGGUAUUUUCAAGAGUAAGGGCAUAUGGCAGGGAGACCACCAAGACAAAGUGUUGACUCCAGGGCAAGAGAUGGAGGGGAGGAGCCGUCUCCUCACUUGGACAGGCAGGUGGUGGGGCGGGUUGCUUGAAUCUGAAGGUGGUGUCUGCUAGAGAGGCCCACCUGAUAGGAGCUGUGGCCACAGUAGAGGUUUGCAACCUAACACCUGUGGCCUACCAGGGGGAGUGGAGAAGAUGAAACCCUGCCCUCACCUUCCUCCCUCCUAGGCUCCUGCAAGCGAUGUCCAUGG
This is a messenger RNA of Microcebus murinus (gray mouse lemur), 2511 nucleotides long. Lineage: Eukaryota; Metazoa; Chordata; Mammalia; Primates; Cheirogaleidae. The record is from RefSeq and is a predicted model, not a curated record.